UGAGCCCACUCGGCUGCCACCCCCGGUACCUCCGGUGCGGGUUGUGUCCAGAGGCAAGCCCAUGCUGUCGGCGCCGCCCAGAGACAGUCGUUCGCCAUCCAGGUCCCGACGUCUUGGGCGCUCCAGAUCCCGACGCCGCUCGCAGUCCCGGCACCGCUCCCCUCAGCGAUACCGGUCGCACUCGCGGCAACGGUCGGCAUCGAGACGGUCGCGGUCAGGCUCCAGUCGGCGUCACCGGCACCGCGACUCCAGGAGCAGGUCCCGACGCUACUCGCCACACCGGUCGACCUCCCGGCACCGAGCUGGUGGCAGGUCCCGGCACCGAAGCGGCGCCCGGUACCGAAGCGGCGCCCGGCACCGUGACAGAUCCCGGUCCCGGUCCCGAUCCCGGCACCGAUAUGACUCCCCGGCACCGGUCCCCGGCACCGAGACGAUCCUCCGUGCCGGCACGCGCAGACCCGUACCAUCCAGGGUCGGCCCCGCCGUGGCCCUCGAGGCAGCCGUCCGUAUCCUCCCAGACGGACAGCGGCUAUGCGCUGGGCACCGACCGGCAGGCGGCGCUGUUUGCUGAUCCGCCGCUGCAGGACCAAGGCCCACAACAGUGGGGAUUCUGGACACCCUGGGCGUACCAUCAGGCCCAGGGCCCCCAGCAGCUCCCUGCUAGGCCGGCGACUGCGGAGCGUAGGGCCCCUGAAGCCUCUUUGUCUCGCCCCCCUCCCUCCCCGGAAGGGGACGAAGGGUCCAAACAGCAGGACUCCGCUGUGGCUCCGGAGACAGAGGCGAGGGCUGAGGAAGACCCUCAGUUGGACACUAUUGUGCCUGGGGUCUCAUCAUCCUCCUCCCCGGAUGAGGCGGUGGCGGGUACCUCCUCCAACAGUCCCCCCCCGCUGGAUCUCAGGGCGCACCAGGACCUCCUCAGGCGAUUGGCUCAAAACCUGAGUCUGCAAGCAGAGGAGGUCUCGGAGAUAGAGGACCCAAUUGUCACCAUCCUCUCUUCCGAUGCUCCCACCAGGGUCGCCCUGCCGUUCAUACGGACCAUCCAGGCCAAUGCCAAUACUAUCUGGCAGUCCCCGGCCUCCAUCCCUCCGACAGCGAAAGGAGUCGAGAGGAAGUACAUGGCCCCUUCUAAGGGGUACGAAUAUUUACAUGUUCACCCGACUCCCGGUUCACUGGUAGUGCAAUCGGUGAACGAUAGGGAGCGUCACGGCCAGGAGGCUCCGGCCCCCAAAUCCAGAGAAGCCAGGCGGAUGGACAUCCUUGGCCGUAAGGUGUAUUCGGCUGGGGCGCUGCAGCUCAGGGUCUCUAACCAGCAGGCCCUGCUGAGCAGAUACGCCUUUAACUCCUGGGUGGCAGUGGACAAAUUUAAGGAGCUGCUGCCACAGGAUGCUCGCCAAGAGUUUACGGCCAUCCUGGACGAAGGCAAGAAGGUCGCGCGCACGGCCUUACAAGCCUCCUUGGACGCUGCGGACUCGGCUGCCCGUACCCUCGCGUCAGGAGUUACGAUGCGUCGCAUCUCCUGGCUGCAGGUUUCCGGCCUUCCGCCAGAGCUCCAGCACACGAUACAGGACCUUCCUUUCGAAGGCCAGGGCCUGUUUUCCGAUAAGACAGACCCCAGACUUAAGAGUUUAAAGGACAACCGGGUCAUUGCGCGGUCCCUCGGGAUGCACACCCCCGUGACACAGCGUAGACCCUUUAGGCCGCAACAACAGCAGCACCGUCGGCCGUUUUCCCAGUUCCGCCAGCGGCAGGACCUUUACAGGCGCCGCGGCAGGAACGGGAGGCGCAGGCAGUCGGGGAACCAAGGGGGGCAGAACCAAGGCUCCUCAAAACCCCCGCCUGGUCCUAAGCCUUCAUUUUGAAGGUGCGCUCGAGGGCGCAGUAACAGUUUCCCCUAUGGA
Gopherus flavomarginatus (Mexican gopher tortoise) is the source of this 1898-nucleotide messenger RNA. RefSeq lists its product as uncharacterized. Lineage: Eukaryota; Metazoa; Chordata; Testudines; Testudinidae. Bases 399 to 1859 code for a protein of 486 amino acids. The transcript has 2 exons. The record is from RefSeq and is a predicted model, not a curated record.